This is a messenger RNA of Polychytrium aggregatum, 2682 nucleotides long. RefSeq lists its product as uncharacterized. The record is from RefSeq and is a predicted model, not a curated record. The transcript has 4 exons. Lineage: Eukaryota; Fungi; Chytridiomycota; Chytridiomycetes; Polychytriales. Bases 1 to 2682 code for a protein of 893 amino acids.
AUGGAGAACCCCACACCGCUUCGCCGGAAUAGCGUCGUUACCCAGGGCAGCGCCGCCAUGGCCAUCAAACAGCGCCGCCUGAACGGCUCGCUCGAGUCGGAUGCAUCCAUGGCCCUGGCCUUGUCCAUCGAUGGAUCUGCCCGCGGCUCCCCUGCUCCAGCCUCGCUGUCGUCGACCGUCCGCCGCUCUCCUUCGGCUGGCUCUGCUGUCCCCAUGAAGCACGACACAGCUGGGUCCUCGCCUCGCAGCUCGUCUGAGAGCCCAAAGACCCUGGAGGAGUACCGAGCCCAGAUCCAGCGAGAGACCAAAAACACUUCGUCCUUUGUGUCUGUCGGCCAUCUGCUCUACAACCUCUACUAUCGCGACAAGCGCAUGAAGAACCAGCGCGAGUUCCUAGAGUGGACCCGCAAUAGCCUGGGCUUCUCAAAAUCUACCACCUACGAGUACAUCAUUUCCUACCGAGUCUAUUCCGACAUUGAUGCCAAGUUACCGCCAACCCAUCGCCCCCCGAUGUAUCAGUCUCAUUGCCAGCUUCUGUCCAAGGUGCCCUCAGACAAGGUCGUCGACGUCUGGCUCGAUGUCUGUCGCAAGGCCCCCAAGAACAACGUCACCACAGCCUUCCUCGAAAAGUACCUCGAUGACCACAAUCUGCGGCCCAAGGCCAGCAAGUCUCGACCCUCCAAGCACACAAAGCCGUCCCUGUCGCCAGACUCGCCCACGCCCGAGCCCUCUCAUGACGAGUUUGACGAUGACUACGACGACGAAUCGGACGGCUCUGGUCCCGUUCUCCGCCACCAUGCCGCUCGCAAGAACAGCACCGCGUCGUCUCGUAGUCGCCGAACAGCCGAACGGACCCAGAGCUUUAGUACCUUCAGCCGAACAGCGCCAAGUGCUUCCGCUGUCAAUGCGGCCUCGCCCUUCAAGCUCGCCCAGACGGCCUCUGCCACGGGCACCCAGCUCUAUCCCUCGCCACCACACGAUGCCAAGCUCAAUACCAACCCCGAUUUGAUGCCGCUUCCGCCGCCACAUCAGAUUGGUACCGUGGACAUUGCUACCCCCAACAGCGCCAACAAAGUCACCCUCCAGAACGGCUCUGUGUACACCCAGAGUAUAUUCUCCUCGGGACUGGAUCGCAUGGCUCAGCCUGGCCUGAGCGAGUAUGACAAGGUCGGGCUGGAAAGGACCCACGCCCCCAAGAACGAAAAUGGUCUGCCGGUCGAAGACUGCACGUGCGUUUGCAGCCACGAGACCGGCGUAUCCGAGACCACAUUUGAAAUGGAUCCCCUCUAUCGUGUGAGCCACCGCGUUGUCGUAGAUGACAGCGGAAGCGGAGGAUUCAGUCUGGUCAUCCAUAGUCACAGCGACAUUAUUGCCUCGACCGUCAACCCCUGGGAAGGUCGCAUGUACGGCAACUUUACGAGUCUGCGCUCGCGAACAUCCCGCUCGUACUACCCCAGCUGCAUCAAGCCGUCUCCGGAUCUUGUCGAGGCGUACUGCCAGCCCGCCGUCCCCGAGAGCUCGGAGCUCAAGAUCGAGGACAUUCUAACCCAUCUGUUCACCCGGUGGUCGCGAAGAGAGUACAUCGAGGGCGUCUUUAUUGUCCGAGCCGAGAUCGGAGCUGCCUGGUUCACACCCAUUCUGCUCCACCCACACUGCUUCAUCAAAGUCCCCAAUCCCACUCUGGCUGAAUAUGCUCGCGCGGCCCAGCACGGCCAUCAACUGCGACACUCUGGCUCAUGCCAGACCGCUGCUGCCGGCCAGGAGCUUGGCAAGCGCAAGCGCACCCACACUGAUGCAACCGAAGAUGGCCUCUAUGGCGAGUCGAUCGACGAUGAGAUUUGCGACCAAUGUCACAAAGUCGCCUAUCGUCCUCAUGAAACCCUUGUUGCCUUCUAUCUUGGCCAAAACGUUUCGAGAUUCUGCCGAGUCUUUGGCGAGAUCGGCUUCAUUCCGGGCUACAAUACCUGGUCCAACCCUGUCGCAAACAAGAUCGAUACUGACUUUGGCAUCCCUCCAAGCAUGCUGUCGACGAGCCUUGGGCUUGACAGCACAGUGUUGGCCUCCUCGAAUGACCUGGGAUACCGCGCCAACUCGGCUCUCGGUGCUUCGCUGAACGGCCAUCCAGGUGCCGGGAUGAGCAUGUACCAACUUGCGCAGACGCCGACACAGCUGAUCCGCACCCAGGUGAACGGCCAAACCUCCCAGCCCACGAUGAUGUUCACUGGCCACCCAACGAUCCACACGCAGAUGCCGGCCACGAUGCGAGCGAUCGGCGGCAACGGGCUGGUGAGCGAGCCCGAGACGAUGCUUUUGAUGGGACACAACGCCGCCCUUGUCGCCGACUGCCAUAGCUACCCCUUCGAUGCUUCGGCAGGCCCAAAAAUGUAUCAGGGGAACGAUGAGGCACUCGGCAAUCUCAUUCGCCAAGCGCCACUAACGGCACCUUCGACGCCAGCACAAGUCGGCCGUGUUUCCAAUGGCGGGGGCUUAAAAGGGCCCGUCGGGUCGAUGACGCCAAUGCAGUCGCUGCAGUCUAUGCAAUCGAUCCAGUCCAUUCAAUCGAUGCAACCGAUUGGAUUCGUUGAUGCCGGAGCUCCGCCGAUGGGACUUGUUCGCGACCGCGACGACGCCGCCAUAAACAACCAGUUCCAAAAGAUGGCGAUGGAAAAGUCUGAGAACUGA